AUGGCCGAUGAAUUGCCUUACAAAGCAGAAUAUGCUAAAAGCGGUAGGGCUGCUUGUAAAGGAUGCAAAACUCCCAUAUCGAAGGAUACUUUAAGGCUUGCCGUGAUGGUCCAGUCUGCAUUCCACGAUGGAAAACAACCAAAUUGGUUUCACAUGAAAUGUUUUUUUAUGAAACAAAAACCAAAAACUGUUGGUGAUAUUAAAGAUUUUGCAUCACUUCGAUAUGAAGAUCAACAAAAGGUGCAAGAGAAAGUUGAUGCUUGUGGUUCAGGGGCUAUCGUUCCUGAUGAGAAAGGUAAAGGAAAGAAAAGAGCCAAAAAUAUACCAGGCUUAAGUGACUUUGGUAUUGAAUAUGCUGCAUCAAGCAGAGCUGCAUGCAGAGGCUGUGAACAGAAAAUUGCCAAGGAUGAAAUAAGAAUAAAAAAGACUGUAUAUGAUACUGAAAUCGGCAUGAAAUAUGGGGGACAAGCUUUGUGGCACCAUCUUGAGUGCUUUGCUAAGAUGAGAACUGAGUUAGAAUAUUUUGAAAGUGGUGAUAUAUUACCUGGUUUCAAAUCAUUAUCUAAAAAUGAUAAAAGUGAAGUUUUAAAACAACUGCCUAAAAUUAAAAGUGAAGAUUUACCAGAAGUGAAGAAAAUUAAAAAAGAGCCCAAAGACGAAGUAGAUACUGCACAUGACGAUCAAAAAGAGAAAGAUUUACAAGAACAAAGUAAAAUAAUGUUUAAGUACAGAGAUUCUUUGAAACAACACUUGAAGAAAAAUGAUAUGAUAUUGUUAUUGGAACACAAUAAACAAGAAGUGCCACCUGGAGAAGAUAGAAUUUUGGACCGAUUAAGUGAUAUAAUGACUUUUGGAGCUCUAGCACCUUGUAAGGAAUGCAAUGGAGACCAUAUGUAUUUGAGAACAAUGGAUAUAUAUACUCGUAUGAGAUUAGAACGGGAUUCAAUGAUAUUCAACAUAGAUAAACAAAUAUAA
Messenger RNA from Ctenocephalides felis (cat flea), 975 nucleotides. RefSeq names its product poly [ADP-ribose] polymerase-like. Lineage: Eukaryota; Metazoa; Arthropoda; Insecta; Siphonaptera; Pulicidae. Bases 1 to 975 code for a protein of 324 amino acids. Gene Ontology annotation, molecular function: zinc ion binding; DNA binding. The transcript is spliced from 8 exons. The record is from RefSeq and is a predicted model, not a curated record.